Sceloporus undulatus (fence lizard) is the source of this 2645-nucleotide messenger RNA. Its product is annotated as interferon-inducible GTPase 5-like. The transcript has 2 exons. Bases 879 to 2114 code for a protein of 411 amino acids. The record is from RefSeq and is a predicted model, not a curated record. Lineage: Eukaryota; Metazoa; Chordata; Lepidosauria; Squamata; Phrynosomatidae. Gene Ontology annotation, cellular component: membrane. Gene Ontology annotation, molecular function: GTP binding; GTPase activity.
GCCUUAGGGUUGCCAUAAGUCAGAAACAACCUAAAGGCACACAGCAACAACAAACAACACCAUUAUCGCAUUUUAUUCCAUUUUAACUGGCAUGGCAGCAUCUCUUGGGUGCUGUAGUUUAAAGAGGAGAUAAAUUAUCAGCCAGAGAGCUCUUCUGCUGCUCUACCGAUCCCAGGACUCCAUGGGAUGCAGCCACGGCAGUUAAAGUGGAAUCAUAGCACUUUUGAUUGUCUAACAUGAAUAUUAUAAACUAUAUGCAUGUACAGGAUGCCACCGUAAUCCCAAACAAUUUGCCGCAUGUCAGUGGACUGCCUUUUUUGGCGCCUGAGGCAAACGAUGGCCAACCCACCGAAGCUAAGAUGCUUUUAUAAUUCCCAAAGCCAGCUGAGUUGUCUGGUUAUUUGAGGCACCACAACUUCUCUCCAAGAUAAUAAUGUAAUGACUAAGUAAGGGUCCGAACAGGCCAAAAUAAAGCUGCUUCGGGUCACUUUGGAGGUAUGCCUUUUAAAUGACACAUGCAACUUGAGAGGCCAGAAGCUGCACCAAAGCUGGACUUGGUGAGGUUUCCGUCCUCUUAGGAUGCAUGCAUCAUUUAAACAGCAUACCUCCAAAGUGACCCAGGACCACAGCUCCCAGAUUCCCCAUCCAGAAUGGCUAUUGGCCAUACUGUUUGGCGAACGUUUGGUCCCACAACUAGGCAACAAACAACACCUGCUAGAAUUCCCUCUCCUCUGCAGCCAUUAAAGCUGCUGGAGCCCUCUCUGGUUUCCAGUCUGGCAACCCUAGGAAGCAACACUUGGUUGAAGAAACGAAAAUGUCUGCCCUUUUGAAGGUUUGGGUCUGCAAAGCAAGGAAGAAGCAGGCCUCACCUCGAACCUAUGGCAGGUGAACCACUGGAGCCUAUCCAGACUCAGCUGGAGAAUGUUGACGAAUAUGACAUCAUUACUGAAGAUGACAUUGCAGAGAUUAGGGAUGCUCUCGAAGGAGGGAGAAUGGCAGAGGCAGCCUCCAAGAUUAUGGAAAACCUACAGGCUUUAGAAAACACCCGCCUGGAUAUUGCAGUAACAGGAGAGAGUGGCUCCGGCAAGUCCUCAUUUGUCAAUGCCAUUCGGGGUCUGGGGGAUGAAGAUGAGGGAUCAGCCCCCAUUGGAGUGGUGGAGACCACAAAGGUGUCCACUCCGUACCCACAUCCAAAGCACCCGCAUGUGAUUUUGUGGGAUCUGCCAGGAAUUGGUACGCCAAAUUUCCAGUCUGACACUUACCUGGAGCAAGUCAACUUCUCCCGCUAUGACUUUUUUAUUCUCAUUGCUUCAGAGCGUUUCAAAGCCACCCAUGCUCAGCUGGCCUGUGAAAUCCAGCGUCAGGGCAAGCGCUUCUAUUUUGUCCGCUCAAAAGUGGAUGCAGACCUGGAAGCCUCCAAAAAACGUCGGCCUAAAGGCUACGAUGAAGAAGUGGUACUGAGGCAGAUCCGAGAGAAUUGCCAAGAGUGUCUAGUGAAAGAAGGGGUAAAGGCUCCUCAGGUUUUUCUUCUUUCAAACUGGGAGUUAAGCAAGUAUGACUUUAUGCUGUUAGAGAAAACCUUAGAAAAAGAGCUGCCAAGCCACAAGAGACAUGCAUUUCUCCUUGCCUUGCCCAAUAUCUCUUUAGAAAUCUUACGGAAGAAGAAAGAGGCCCUUCAGAAACAGAUCUGGAAGCUGGCCACUGUCUCCUGUGGGGUGGCUGCUGUGCCCAUCCCAGGCCUUUCUGUAGCCUGCGAUGUUGCUAUCCUGGUUAAAUCUCUCUCACAGUACCGCAAGAGCUUUGGCCUAGAUGAGGAGUCCCUAACCAAAUUGGCUGAGAAGGUUGACAAACCUGUGGAGGAGAUCAAAGAGGCGAUUAAAUCACCGCUGGCUAAAGAGAUCUCCAAGGAUCUAGUGGUAAAGAUGCUAACCAAGGCUGGUGGGGGGGCACUGAUGGUUAUGGACUACCUAGCCAGUACGGUGCCUGUAUUUGGCUCUGUGGCGGCUGGAGGGAUCUCCUUUGGAACCACCUACUACAUGCUCUGGACCUUCCUCAAUGAGGUGUCAGAAGAUGCCAACAAUGUUCUUAUCAAAGCCGUUGAAUCAGGAGUUUGAAUGAACCCAUGGAACCUUGUACAACAUACCUUGUGAUAACAUCACUGCUUCUAAUAGAGCUUCAUCUCUUAUGCAAGCUCAAACUAAGAUCACCAGCUGGGGGAAAAAAGUCACAAAACCAGUCAACACUGGUGCAUUCCCAUGACAGUUUUCUAACAUGGCAGUUGUGAGGUACGAAGUUCUUUUCUACUUAUAUUGCCAAAUUCCACUCUUGGAAUACUGUAAACUGUAGUUCAGAAUUUGGUACGGCUCUCUUGCCAGCCUUGCAAAACUGCAGUUUCCGACAAGCCUUGGAGAAAGCCAAGAGUUAAAGCGGGACAAAGCUGAUUUAAAUACUGUACACCGGGAAGUGCCAUAAACAUAAGACAUCCUAUAUUUUGUAUACACUGAUUUGGAUUUUAACUAGAGGCCUUAUUGGAGCAGCCUGGUGCCUUUUUAUGAAUUUCCAGGCGAGCCACUUUUACAUAUAUAGACACAUAUAGUGUUUUAUUACUUUAAUGAAUUAUAAUUAAAACUGAGAUUACUCAUCAA